UCCCGGGUCCGCGAUGGAGCCGCAGGUGAUUUCACUCGAGCAGAAGAUACUGAUCUCGUGGCCUGGGCGACUCGAGCGGCCGCCGAGAGCUCCGCCUGAAAGGAGACCAAGAUGCAAGGAUAGAUUGUUAUUGCAACUAUAUCUGUAGUAAAUUAUUAUUAUUACUUUAAUAUUUAAUGUAAGGUCUGUACAGAUGGGAGAACCGGAAAUGACUGGUUAUUAUUGUUAUAAGAAAAGAUCAGCUAUAUAUUUUCAAUAAGCACAAUGUAGGUACGGAAGCAGCACACAGUGGAAGAGCCUGGAAAAGGGGAAAGGAGAAGCGUAGCUCCGAGGAACGCGCGAAGGGGGGGGGACUAAGAGGGAUCAGCCCAAAAGGGAAACUAAGCAUCAAGGAAACCUGUCCUGGAAGACCCCGCGCUGGAGCCCAGGUCAGAGCCCAGGUCAGAGCCCGGGUCAGAGUUGGCGCACGAGAGCUGGCCGCCCGCGUGUGACCCUUCUGCUUUUCUCCCUUGCAGCUGAGCCAUCUGGGCGGCGGCCGCGUGGACUGCGCCUCCCACCCGCAGGCGUGGCAGAGCGUGCACGCCCCAGAGCUCCCCUCGCGCCCCGCCCCCCCUCCGCCGCCGCAGGGGGGGCCGGCGGCGGCCACGGCCUUCGGGAGGCCCUCCGACCCCGACCUCGUUUUGCCCCCGUUUUCCCGCAUGCUCGACCCGUCGGCGGCGGUGCGGCUGCAGCAGGCGCAGGGCGCGGCGAGGGGCGCGGCGGAGCCCUUCGAGGCCGCCAAGAGGCCCUUCCGCUGCCCCUACUGCGAGCAGAAGAUGACGUCAAAGGGCAGCCUCGUGCGCCACAUCCGCAGCCACACCGGCGAGCGCCCCUACAAGUGCUCCUUCUGCGCCUACGCCGCGCUGCAGAAGUCCGACCUCGACCGCCACACGCGCAACCGCCACCGGGAGCGCAUCUAA
This is a messenger RNA of Penaeus vannamei (Pacific white shrimp), 959 nucleotides long. The record is from RefSeq and is a predicted model, not a curated record. NCBI's taxonomy places the organism in Eukaryota, Metazoa, Arthropoda, Malacostraca, Decapoda, Penaeidae.